This is a messenger RNA of Medioppia subpectinata, 420 nucleotides long. Lineage: Eukaryota; Metazoa; Arthropoda; Arachnida; Sarcoptiformes; Oppiidae. The record is from the annotation of a GenBank genome assembly.
AAUGUGCGCAAUUUAUUUCCUCCUACAUAUGAUACGUUAGAAGAACGAUUGGCAACAUAUAGCAGCGAUUGGAAUACUUUGUUUGAUGUGUCGUCGGCUGCGUUGGCUGAAGCUGGUUUCUACUCGGUUGGGGUAAGUGAUUGUGUAAAGUGUUUUAAAUGUGAAUGUGUGUUGAGUAAUUGGCAAAUUUGGGAUGAGGCUUGGAGAGAGCAUGCAAAAUGGAGUCCAAUAUGUGAAUUUGUUAUGGCUGUGAAGGGUUUACAGUUUAUUGUUGAUACAGCAAGACAUGACCGUGAUGUAGCGGGAAAUUCAAAUGCAUUAGAAUACGAGAUUGGUAUUGUGUUAAUUCCAUGUGGCCAUCAAAUUUGUACUAAUUGUUCAUCACGUGCUCGUAUUAAAAAUUGUCCAAUAUGCCGCCAG